Cyclopterus lumpus (lumpfish) is the source of this 2044-nucleotide messenger RNA. RefSeq names its product calcium binding protein 39-like (gene cab39l). Gene Ontology annotation, biological process: intracellular signal transduction. The record is from RefSeq and is a predicted model, not a curated record. The transcript has 9 exons. Bases 481 to 1485 code for a protein of 334 amino acids. Gene Ontology annotation, molecular function: protein serine/threonine kinase activator activity. Lineage: Eukaryota; Metazoa; Chordata; Actinopteri; Perciformes; Cyclopteridae.
ACCGGAAGUGACGCGAUAUGCGCUAUAAAGCUAAUUUGUUAGCGCGACAGUAAAAUAUUGUACAAAUAGGACAUUUCUUGGUUAUAUGAAUUAAAAGAAGUAAUAUUUUAACUGGUGAUAGUUUCCGUCUUAAUUUAACCCUCGCUAUCUCUUCUUCGUCCAUUAAUUUAAAACGUACGAUGGUUCGCACCAGGCUUCAUCACGACGGUUGACACCGGAAGUCGUCCGGUUUUGUUCACGCGAGCUUGUCAGUUUAGACUGGAACGCGAACAGAUGGAAUUCCGCACUGGCUUCUUAAACAGAUUCCACACAUUUUAAAUUGCAUCGCGCACCUUUUUAGCGGACUUUCUUGCUCGCGAACGACCCUGGCGUGACGACAACGGCCCGUCUGGGAGGCUCGGCUUGCGCUGCACGAUCCGGGACAGAAGCGGUCGAGACAUUUACAGGAUUUCGCCCAGCAAACAUCAUCCCACUGUCACCAUGCCGCUGUUUGGUAAAUCCCACAAGAGUCCAGCGGACAUCGUCAAAACGCUGAAGGAAAACCUGGCCAUCCUGGUCAAACAGGACAAGAAGACAGACAAGGCGUCCGAGGAGGUGUCGAAGUGUUUGGUCUCCAUGAAGGAGAUCCUGUACGGCAGCAACGAUAAGGAGCCUCACACUGAGACGGUGGCCCAGCUGGCCCAGGAGCUGUACAACAGCGGCCUGCUGCUGUCGCUGGUGGAAAACCUGCAGGUCAUAGACUUCGAGGGGAAGAAGGAUGCGUGUCAGAUCUUCAACAACAUCCUGAGGAGGCAAAUUGGGACGAGGAGCCCCACCGUCGAAUAUUUCUGCUACCACCAAGAGGUCCUCUUUAUACUGCUUAAAGGGUACGAGACUCCCCAGGUGGCGUUGAACUGUGGGAUCAUGCUGAGGGAGUGCAUCCGCCACGAGCCGCUCGCCAAGAUAGUUCUUCAGUCGGACCAGUUCCAAACUUUCUUCAACUACGUGGAGAUGUCCACCUUCGACAUCGCCUCCGACGCCUUCGCCACCUUCAAGGAUCUCCUGACGAGACACAAAGUGCUUGUGGCUGAAUACCUUGAACAGCACUACGAUGCCGUGUUUGUAGAAUACGAGAAGCUGCUGCACUCUGAGAACUACGUCACCAAGAGGCAGUCUCUCAAGCUCCUAGGCGAGCUGCUGUUGGACAGACACAACUUCACGGUGAUGACGCGCUACAUCAGCAAGCCGGAGAACCUCAAGCUGAUGAUGAAUCUGCUCCGAGACAAGAGCCCCAACAUCCAGUUUGAGGCCUUCCACGUCUUCAAGGUUUUUGUCGCCAACCCCAACAAGACGCAGCCCAUCAUCGACAUCCUGCUCAAGAACCAGACCAAACUAAUCGACUUCCUGAGCAACUUCCAGAAGGACCGCUCGGACGACGAGCAGUUCAACGACGAGAAGACCUACCUAAUCAAACAGAUCCGGGAUCUGAAGAAGCCGGCCUCCUAGAGGGGCGUCCCUCGCUGCCCUCGCCCCCGACUUUUUUUAUUUGAUAGGAAGACGUACAGUAGAAAAGAAAAAGAAACACAUUAACAAUAACGGUUAUUAUUGUUUCAAAGACGUUAUAUUUCUCUUCGUUGGUUCAUUUAAAACUUGCGCAACUGUAGUUCUCAAUCACCGAUCUUUCGUUUGUACAUUAUUAUUAUUUUUUUUAAUCAUGGAAUCUUUCAUUUCUUUACAUCUGUAGCAUGUCGUGGUGUCGGAGGCAGCCGAUGAGCUCUGUUGGGAGAACCAGCGGGUUAAAAACUAAACAAAAAAGGAAGCUCCGGCCAAACAGACGUGAACCACAGUCGGUUGAUUUUUAACUAUUUAAAUGAAGUAGCUCAAAAAAAAAAACGUAUGAAGAAUUUCUGCUUUCUUCUUCUUUCUUUUAGCUGGAUCAACAUGUCUCAUCAGGAUCGGACACAUUCUCAGUGAUCGCUAAAAGUUUGGUAACUAGCAGUUGCCUUCUGCUCGCCAAAAUCCCAGGGUUGCUCAAGUUUUCUCCCUCUGAAACAAAAAAAAAAAA